Molecule: messenger RNA, 1085 nt
Organism: Cloeon dipterum
Lineage: Eukaryota; Metazoa; Arthropoda; Insecta; Ephemeroptera; Baetidae
Product: armadillo repeat-containing protein 7
Molecular function (GO): protein binding
Source: RefSeq, a predicted model, not a curated record
CCUAGCCUUUAACAUUUUCGCUGCAGCAUAAUCUUGUUUCAUGGCUAUUUUUAGUGAUGUUUAGCUCUAAGGAGAGCUUGGCAACAAAAACUGGUGAAUUUGGUGUCGGCAGAUGCGAUUACUUGGCUCAACUGGUCAGAGAAUUUCACGAAACCCGCUCCCAAGAGGCAAAGAGGCAGAUCCUGGCAAAUUUGGCUAAUUUUGCGUACGACCCAAUAAAUUUCGAAUUCCUGCGUCUUCAUCGUGUGAUUGAUUUGUUCAUUGAUACUCUGCCAGACGAAGACGAAAGCCUUGCAGAAUUUGCUGUCGGAGGUCUUUGCAACCUUUGCGUCGACCCACAGAAUCAAGAAUAUAUCUUGCAAAACAACGGCAUUCAUAGGCUGCAAGAUCUGCUGCAGUCGAAAAACCAGGAAAUCGUUUGCAGCACAAUAACAACACUAAUUUACCUGAAAACACCUAGCUCACUAAAAGAUUUGCAGGCGAAGCCUCUUAUAAACAGACUCUCCGACCUAGUUGGAUGCCCAAAUAAGAGAAUUUCCAAUUUGGCACAUCUCUUUUUAUCUGAAGUAAGACAAAAUGCCGCAAGUUGCUCCGCUGCUGAGACUGUUGUCGCCGCGCCGCCUGAUUCUAUUAGCCAAAGACUGUGUUCUGCUCAUCAAAUCGGUGACAAGGCCUCAUUUACAAGAACAAUCACCAUGGAGGACGUGGAGAAUUUCACCCUCUUGUCUGGCGAUUCAAAUCCAGUGCACCAAGGACCAAAUGCGGUAGUGCAUGGAGCUUUCCUUAACUCACUUGUGUCCUGCAUAAUGGGCACCAAAGUGCCUGGGCCAGGUAGCAUGGUGGCCAGCCAGAACAUUAAAUACCCCAAUCCUUGUCACGUUGGGGAGUUUAUCGAAGUCAGUGUGAUCCUAACUGGCAUGAAGAUGGAUUUGAUCAAGUGCAGGUACACAGUAAUGGCAAAGCCAAACAAGGACAGUACCUUAGCUGAAUCGAGACUUGUUUUGUCUGGAGAUGCGAAUUUAAUCAAAAUUGAAGAUCAGAAAAAACGCGCAAAAAAGAAAUAAAUUAGUUAUUAAUAAUACAAA